Messenger RNA from Pseudozyma hubeiensis SY62, 867 nucleotides. RefSeq lists its product as hypothetical. The transcript is spliced from 3 exons. Gene Ontology annotation, biological process: mRNA export from nucleus. Gene Ontology annotation, cellular component: nucleus. The record is from RefSeq and is a predicted model, not a curated record. The coding region runs from base 1 to 867 and encodes 288 amino acids. Lineage: Eukaryota; Fungi; Basidiomycota; Ustilaginomycetes; Ustilaginales; Ustilaginaceae. Gene Ontology annotation, molecular function: mRNA binding.
AUGGAUAGACUCCACCAGCCUCUGUCCGACUCCAUCCGGGGCUUGCGAACUUCGGGCGCUUCUAGCCGCAACUCCCCCUACAAUCGCUCGCACCGGUCUUCCGCAGCGGACAGCGAUGGAGCAUGGAAGCACGAUCGAUACCAGCAAGAUGCUGGCUCGCGUCGUGGACCCCGCAACGGCUCUUCUCGUGCACCCAUGUUUUUCCCGCAGGACAAAUCGGAAGUGAACGAAGUCAACCCCACCGGCAAGCUCACCAUCGAAAACCUGCACUACGAGGUUACCGAGCGUGACCUGAAGGAUCUCUUUGGCUCUAUCGGUCCCGUCACCAAAGCCUACAUCAGAUAUGAUCGUAGCGAUCGAUCUACCGGAAAGGCUGUUGUCAUCUAUGAGAACCCGAACCAUGCCUUGCAGGCCAAGAACGAGUUCGACGGCGCAAAAGCUAAAGGCCAAGUCAUCAGCAUCACCCAGGAGAUGCGCGCGGAACGAUCAAAAGGUGUUCAGGAUCCGCAACGCUCACUCUUGUCCCGCUUCGGCCUGUCGUCGAGAAUGAACGACGAUGGAGAAGCAGAAGCAGCAGGUGCAGGGAGUCGCUUUGCCGAUCGCCUUGGUCCGGUCCGCAAUGGCGGUCGCAACGGCGGACGACGCGAGACGAAUGCUACCACGGCAGGACAACAGGCGGGACGAACGCGGAAUGCGCCACCCAGGCGCGAGAAGCGCAAACCCGUUACUGCAGCCGACUUGGACGCCGAACUCGAAGCCUUCAUGAACUCGCCUUCUUCGUCCAAACCUGAUGCAACCGUGGCUGUCACAAGCGAAGCGCAACCCGCUCAAACGGCUUCCAAGACGGAAGACGUCGAAAUGGCUUAG